Messenger RNA from Cryptotermes secundus, 777 nucleotides. Its product is annotated as nardilysin-like. Gene Ontology annotation, molecular function: metal ion binding. The transcript has 2 exons. The record is from RefSeq and is a predicted model, not a curated record. NCBI's taxonomy places the organism in Eukaryota, Metazoa, Arthropoda, Insecta, Blattodea, Kalotermitidae. The coding region runs from base 413 to 760 and encodes 115 amino acids.
GCAUAGCGCCUCAACCAACUACUCUACCAUGUGCCCCCUCUAAUGAAUAUACACUUUUUAAUUAGUCUUAAAACCAAUAUAUAAUAUAUAUAGUUUAGAUUUAAUAUUAAAGGCUCUAGCCUUAGAAACAAAACUAAAAUUUAAAAUUAAUUGCUCAAAAUGUAAAUUUUACUUUGACUUUUAAGAAUCGGUUUUAAAUAAGCCAGAAACUUCUAGAAGCACCCAGUUGAUAUCAUGGUAAUAAGAAAACAAAAGUGUAAGUAAUUUUCAGCAGUAGUAAUUCUUUGUAUAUGUAGCCUCUGGUACCCACUUCGUGCAACUCUUAUGUUAUUGUCUCAUGAUGGUGUUUUGUUACAUUUUCUAGGCCAUUAAGAAAUGUCUGGAUGCUUUGAAACCUGAUGCUGUUAAUAUCAUGGUGUUCUCUAAAAAUUCAGAAAAGAAAUUUGAUAAAAUAGAAUCAUGGUUUAAGACAGAAUAUUCUGUAUGUGAUAUUCCUAAUGAUUGGCUGGAGUCUUGGUUCAGCAUGGAACCUGAUCAGAGUUUCAGUUUGCCUGAACCUAACAUUUUCCUGACAACAGACUUCAGUCUCUUACCAAAUCCUGACCAAGAAGAUGCUCAGAAGAAGAAGUAUCCAAUUAAAGUGCAAGAUGAUGAAUUGUCUGAAGUAUGGUACCACCGUGACUGCAAGUUUAAGCUACCACAAGCAUUCCUCUAUUUCUACUUGAUAUCACCUCUUCCACUCAGCUCCCCACAAAAGUAAGGUUCUUGUUCUAUUUG